UUGUAAACAGCGCUGGGCUGGGGGCGGGGCCUGGGAACCAUAGCAACGAGCGGGGAGGAAGAGGCGUCACUUCGGCAACAGUGGCCUAGUGAGGCGCCAUAGCAACGGCUGUCAGAGAGCAGCGCGAGCCCCAUCUGCACCCAGAGACAGAGCCAGGUAAACACUACUCCUGCUGGGACCCCCAUACUGACUGCACCCCAGAUACAGAGCCAGGUAAACACUACUCCUGCUGGGACCCCCAUACUGACUGCACCCCAGAUACAGAGCCAGGUCAACACUACUCCUGCUGGGACCCCCAUACUGACUGACUGCACCCCAGAUACAGAGCCAGGUAAACACUACUCCUGCUGGGACCCCCAUACUGACUGACUGCACCCCAGAUACAGAGCCAGGUAAACACUACUCCUGCUGGGACCCCCCCAUACUAACUGACUGCACCCAGAUACAGAGCCAGGUAAACACUACUCCUGCUGGGACCCCCAUACUGACUGACUGCACCCAGAUACAGAGCCAGGUAAACACUACUACUGCUGGGACCCCCAUACUGACUGCACCCAGAUACAGAGCCAGGUAAACACUACUCCUGCUGGGACCCCCAUACUGACCGACUGCACCCCAGAUACAGAGCCAGGUAAACACUACUCCUGCUGGGACCCCCAUACUGACUGACUGCACCCCAGAUACAGAGCCAGGUAAACACUACUCCUGCUGGGACCCCCCCAUACUAACUGACUGCACCCAGAUACAGAGCCAGGUAAACACUACUCCUGCUGGGACCCCCAUACUGACUGACUGCACCCAGAUACAGAGCCAGGUAAACACUACUCCUGCUGGAACCCCCAUACUGACUGACUGCACCCCAGAUACAGAGCCAGGUAAACACACCCUGCUGGGACCCCCAUACUGACUGACUGCACCCUGUGAUACAGAGCCAGGCAAACACUACCCUAAGCAAUCCCCCCCAUACUGACUGACUGCACCUGUGAUACAGAGCCAGGUAAACACUACUCCUGCUGGACCCCCAUACUGCCGGACUCCACCCAGAUACAGAGCCAGGUAAACACUACUCCUGCUGGGACCCCCAUACUGACUGCACCCCAGAUACAGAGCCAGGUAAACACUACUCCUGCUGUGACCCACAUACUGACUGACUGCACCCAGAUACAGAGCCAGGUAAACACUACUCCUGCUGGGACCCCCAUACUGACUGACUGCACCCCAGAUACAGAGCCAGGUAAACACUACUCCUGCUGGGACCCCCCAUACUGACUGACUGCACCCAGAUACAGAGCCAGGUAAACACUACUCCUGCUGGGACCCCCAUACUGACUGACUGCACCUAGAUACAGAGCCAGGUAAACACUACUCCUGCUGGGACCCCCAUACUGACUGACUGCACCCCAGAGACAGAGCCAGGUAAACACUACUCCUGCUGGGACCCCCAUACUGACUGACUGCACCCAGAUACAGAGCCAGGUAAACACUACUCCUGCUGGCACCCCCAUACUGACUGACUGCACCCCAGAUACAGAGCCAGGUAAACACUACUCCUGCUGGGACCCCCCAUACUGACUGACUGCACCCAGAUACAGAACCAGGUAAACACUACUCCUGCUGGGACCCCCAUACUGACUGACUGCACCCAGAUACAGAGCCAGGUAAACACUACUCCUGCUGGGACCCCCAUACUGACCGACUGCAUCCCAGAUACAGAGCCAGGUAAACACUACUCCUGCUGGGACCCCCAUACUGACUGACUGCACCCCAGAUACAGAGCCAGGUAAACACUACUCCUGCUGGGACCCCCAUACUGACUGACUGCACCCCAGGUACAGAGCCAGGUAAACACUACUCCUGCUGAGACCCCCAUACUGACUGACUGCACCCCAGAUACAGAGCCAGGUAAACACUACUCCUGCUGGGACCCCCCAUACUGACUGACUGCACCCAGAUACAGAGCCAGGUAAACACUACUCCUGCUGGGACCCCCCAUACUGACUGACUGCACCCAGAUACAGAGCCAGGUAAACACUACUCCUGCUGGGACCCCCAUACUGACUGACUGCACCCCAGAUACAGAGCCAGGUAAACACUACUCCUGCUGGGACCCCCAUACUGACUGACUGCACCCCAGAUAUAGAGCCAGGUAAACACUACUCCUGCUGGGACCCCCAUACUGACUGACUGCACCCCAGAUACAGAGCCAGGUAAACACUACUCCUGCUGGGACCCCCCAUACUGACUGACUGCACCCAGAUACAGAACCAGGUAAACACUACUCCUGCUGGGACCCCCAUACUGACUGACUGCACCCAGAUACAGAGCCAGGUAAACACUACUCCUGCUGGGACCCCCAUACUGACUGACUGCACCCCAGAUACAGAGCCAGGUAAACACUACUCCUGCUGGGACCCCCCAUACUGACUGACUGCACCCAGAUACAGAGCCAGGUAAACACUACUCCUGCUGGGACGCCCCAUACUGACUGACUGCACCCAGAUACAGAACCAGGUAAACACUACUCAUGCUGGGACCCACCAUACUGACUGACUGCAUCCCAGAUACAGAGCCAGGCAAACACUACUCCUGCUGAGACCCCCAUACUGACUGACUGCACCUAGAGACAGAGCCAGGUAAACACUACUCCUGCUGGGUCCCCCCAUACUGACUGACUGCACCCCAGAUACUGGCGUGGUGGCCCACUCCUGGGACCCCAUACUGACUGACUACACUUGCCCAGAUACAGAGCCAGCAGGUAAACACUACUCUGCUGGGUUUAUACUGACGGCUGCACCCCAGAUGAGAGCCAGUGAAACACUGCUCCUGCUGGGACCCCAUACUGACAGUUUUACACCCCAGAUACAGAGCCAGGUAAAGCACUACUCCUGCUGGGACCCCAUACUGACAGCUGCGCCCAGAUACAGAGCCAGGUAAACACUACUCCUGCUGGGACCCCCAUACUGACUGACUGCACCCCAGAUACAGAGCCAGGUAAACACUACUCCUGCUGGGACCCCCAUACUGACUGACUGCACCCAGAUACAGAGCCAGGUAAACACUACUCCUGCUGGGACCCCCAUACUGACUGACUGCACCCCAGAUACAGAGCCAGGUAAACACUACUCCUGCUGGGACCCCCAUACUGACUGACUGCACCUAGAUACAGAGCCAGGUAAACACUACUCCUGCUGGGACCCCCAUACUGACUGACUGCACCUAGAUACAGAGCCAGGUAAACACUACUCCUGCUGGGACCCCCCAUACUGACUGACUGCACCCCAGAUACAGAGCCAGGUAAACACUACUCCUGCUGGGACCCCCCAUACUGAUUGACUGCACCCCAGAGACAGAGCCAGGUAAACACUACUCCUGCUGGGACCCCCAUACUGACUGACUGCACCCAGAUACAGAGCCAGGUAAACACUACUCCUGCUGGAACCCCCAUACUGACUGACUGCACCCCAGAUACAGAGCCAGGUAAACACUACUCCUGCUGGGACCCCCAUACUGACUGACUGCACCCCAGAUACAGAGCCAGGUAAACACUACUCCUGCUGGGACCCCCAUACUGACUGACUGCACCCCAGAUACAGAGCCAGGUAAACACUAUUCCUGCUGGGACCCCCAUACUGACUGACUGCACCCAGAUACAGAGCCAGGUAAACACUACUCCUGCUGGGACCCCCAUACUGACUGACUGCACCCAGAUACAGAGCCAGGUAAACACUACUCCUGCUGGCACCCCCAUACUGACUGACUGCACCCCAGAUACAGAGCCAGGUAAACACUACUCCUGCUGGGACCCCCCAUACUGACUGACUGCACCCAGAUACAGAGCCAGGUAAACACUACUCCUGCUGGGACGCCCCAUACUGACUGACUGCACCCAGAUACAGAACCAGGUAAACACUACUCAUGCUGGGACCCACCAUACUGACUGACUGCAUCCCAGAUACAGAGCCAGGCAAACACUACUCCUGCUGAGACCCCCAUACUGACUGACUGCACCCAAAGACAGAGCCAGGUAAACACUACUCCUGCUGGGUCCCCCCAUACUGACUGACUGCACCCCAGAUACUGAGCCAGGUAAACACUACUCCUGCUGGGACCCCCCAUACUGACUGACUACACCCAGAUACAGAGCCAGGUAAACACUACUCCUGCUGGGACCCCCAUACUGACUGACUGCACCCCAGAUACAGAGCCAGGUAAACACUGCUCCUGCUGGGACCCACCAUACUGACUGCACCCAGAUACAGAGCCAGGUAAACACUACUCCUGCUGGGACCCCCAUACUGACAGACUGCACCCCAGAUACAGAGCCAGGUAAACACUACUCCUGCUGGGACCCCCCAUACUGACUGCACCCAGAUACAGAGCCAGGUAAACACUACUCCUGCUGGGACACCCCAUACUGACUGACUGCACCCCAGAUACAGAGCCAGGUAAACACUACUCCUGCUGGGACCCCCAUACUGACUGACUGCACCCCAGAUACAGAGCCAGGUAAACACUACUCCUGCUGGGACCCCCAUACUGACUGACUGCACCCAGAUACUGAGCCAGGUAAACACUACUCCUGCUGGGACCCCCCAUACUGACUGACUGCACCCAGAUACAGAGCCCUGUAAACACUACUCCUGCUGGGACCCCCAUACUGACUGACUGCACCCAGAUACAGAGCCAGGUAAACACUACUCCUGCUGGGACCCCCCAUACUGACUGUCUGCACCCCCAGAUACAGAGCCAGGUAAACACAACUCCUGCUGGGACCCCCAUACUGACUGACUGCACCCCAGAUACAGAGCCAGGUAAACACUACUCCUGCUGGGACCCCCAUACUGACUGACUGCACCCCAGAUACAGAUCCAGGUAAACACUACUCCUGCUGGGACCCCAAUACUGACUGACUGCACCCCAGAUACAGAGCCAGGUAAACACUACUCCUGCUGGGACCCCCAUACUGACUGACCGCACCCCAGAUACAGAGCCAGGUAAACACUACUCCUGCUGGGACCCCCAUACUGCUGCACCCCAGAUACAGAGCCAGGUAAACACUACUCCUGCUGGGACCCCCAUACUGACUGACUGCACCCAGAUACAGAGCCAGGUAAACAUUACUCCUGCUGGGACCCCCAUACUGACUGACUGCACCCCAGAUACAGAGCCAGGUAAACACUACUCCUGCUGGGACCCCCCAUACUGACUGACUGCACCCCAGAUACAGAGCCAGGUAAGCACUACUCCUGCUGGAACCCCCCAUACUGACUGACUGCACCCAGAUACAGAGCCAGGUAAACACUACUCCUGCUGGGACCCCCCCAUACUGACUGACUGCACUCAGAUACAGAGCCAGGUAAACACUACUCGUGCUGGGACCCCCAUACUGACUGACUGCACCCAGAUACAGAGCCAGGUAAACACUACUCCUGCUGGGACCCCCAUACUGACUGACUGCACCCCAGAUACAGAGCCAGGUAAACACUACUCCUGCUGGGACCCCCAUACUGACUGACUGCACCCCAGAUACAGAGCCAGGUAAACACUGCUCCUGCUGGGACCCACCAUACUGACUGCACCCAGAUACAGAGCCAGGUAAACACUACUCCUGCUGGGACCCCCAUACUGACAGACUGCACCCCAGAUACAGAGCCAGGUAAACACUACUCCUGCUGGGACCCCCAUACUGACUGACUGCACCCCAGAUACAGAGCCAGGUAAACACUACUCCUGCUGGGACCCCCCAUACUGACUGCGGAUACAGAGCCAGGUAAGCGCACACUCCUGCUGGGACCCCCCAUACUGACCCAGGCUGCCCAGAUUACAGAGCCAGGUAAGCACUACUCCCUGCUGGGACCCCCAUGCCUGCUGCACCCAGAUACAGAGCCAGGUAGAGCUACUACUCCUGCUGGGUUCCCCGCGACUGACUGCACCCCAGAUGCAAGGCCAGGUAAACCCCACACUACUGCUGGGACCCCAUGCUGACUGACUGCACCCAGAUACAGAGCCAGGUAACCACACUACCUACUGCUGGGACCCCCCAUACUGACCCCGAGCUGCACCCCAGAUACAGAGCCAGGUAAACACUACUCCUGCUGGGACCCCCAUACUGACUGCACCCCAGAUACAGAGCCAGGUAAACACAACUCCUGCUGGGACCCCCAUACUGACUGACUGCACCCCAGAUACAGAGCCAGGUAAACACUACUCCUGCUGGGACCCCCAUACUGACUGACUGCACCCCAGAUACAGAUCCAGGUAAACACUACUCCUGCUGGGACCCCAAUACUGACUGACUGCACCCCAGAUACAGAGCCAGGUAAACACUACUCCUGCUGGGACCCCCAUACUGACUGACCGCACCCCAGAUACAGAGCCAGGUAAACACUACUCCUGCUGGGACCCCCAUACUGCUGCACCCCAGAUACAGAGCCAGGUAAACACUACUCCUGCUGGGACCCCCAUACUGACUGACUGCACCCAGAUACAGAGCCAGGUAAACAUUACUCCUGCUGGGACCCCCAUACUGACUGACUGCACCCCAGAUACAGAGCCAGGUAAACACUACUCCUGCUGGGACCCCCCAUACUGACUGACUGCACCCCAGAUACAGAGCCAGGUAAGCACUACUCCUGCUGGAACCCCCCAUACUGACUGACUGCACCCAGAUACAGAGCCAGGUAAACACUACUCCUGCUGGGACCCCCCCAUACUGACUGACUGCACUCAGAUACAGAGCCAGGUAAACACUACUCGUGCUGGGACCCCCAUACUGACUGACUGCACCCAGAUACAGAGCCAGGUAAACACUACUCCUGCUGGGACCCCCAUACUGACUGACUGCACCCCAGAUACAGAGCCAGGUAAACACUACUCCUGCUGGGACCCCCAUACUGACCGACUGCAACCCCCAGACAUGGCCAGGUAAACACUACUCCCUGCUGGUACCCCCAUAAUUAGACUGGACCCCCAGAGAUGUACAGAGCCAGGUAAACACUACCCCUGGGACCCCAGAGCAACACCACUGGACUGCACUCAGAUACAGAGCCAGGUAAACACUACUCGUGCUGGGACCCCCAUACUGACUGACUGCACCCAGAUACAGAGCCAGGUAAACACUACUCCUGCUGGGACCCCCAUACUGACCGACUGCACCCCAGAUACAGAGCCAGGUAAACACUACUCCUGCUGGGACCCCCAUACUGACUGACUGCACCCCAGAUACAGAGCCAGGUAAACACUACUCCUGCUGGGACCCCCCAUACUGACUGACUGCACCCAGAUACAGAGCCAGGUAAACACUACUCCUGCUGGGACGCCCCAUACUGACUGACUGCACCCAGAUACAGAACCAGGUAAACACUACUCAUGCUGGGACCCACCAUACUGACUGACUGCAUCCCAGAUACAGAGCCAGGCAAACACUACUCCUGCUGAGACCCCCAUACUGACUGACUGCACCCAAAGACAGAGCCAGGUAAACACUACUCCUGCUGGAUCCCCCCAUACUGACUGACUGCACCCCAGAUACUGAGCCAGGUAAACACUACUCCUGCUGGGACCCCCCAUACUGACUGACUACACCCCAGAUACAGAGCCAGGUAAACACUACUACUGCUGGGACCCCCCAUACUGACUGACUGCACCCAGAUACAGAGCCAGGUAAACACUACUCCUGCUGGGACCCCCAUACUGACUGACUGCACCCAGAUACAGAGCCAGGUAAACACUACUCCUGCUGGGACCCCCAUACUGACUGACUGCACCCCAGAUACAGAGCCAGGUAAACACUACUCCUGCUGGGACCCCCAUACUGACUGACUGCACCCAGAUACAGAGCCAGGUAAACACUACUCCUGCUGGGACGCCCCAUACUGACUGACUGCACCCAGAUACAGAACCAGGUAAACACUACUCAUGCUGGGACCCACCAUACUGACUGACUGCAUCCCAGAUACAGAGCCAGGCAAACACUACUCCUGCUGAGACCCCCAUACUGACUGACUGCACCCAGAGACAGAGCCAGGUAAACACUACUCCUGCUGGGUCCCCCCAUACUGACUGACUGCACCCCAGAUACUGAGCCAGGUAAACACUACUCCUGCUGGGACCCCCCAUACUGACUGACUACCCCCAGAUACAGAGCCAGGUAAACACUACUCCUGCUGGGACCCCCAUACUGACUGACUGCACCCCAGAUACAGAGCCAGGUAAACACUACUCCCCUGCUGGGACCCCGCCACUGACUUGAGCUGCACCCCAGACACAGAGCCAGGUAAACACUACUCUGCUGGGACCCCCAUACUGACGAGCUGCACCAGAUGCAGACAGGUAAACACUACUCCUACUGGGACCCCCCAUACUGAUUGACUGCACCCCAGAUACAGAGCCAGGUAAACACUACUCCUGCUGGGACCCCCAUACUGACUGACUGCACCCAGAUACAGAGGCCGGGUAAACACUUUCUCCUGCUGGGACCCCACCCCAUACUGACUGGCUGCGCAGAUGCAGAGCCAGGUAGAAACACUACCGCACCACUGCUGGGACUACAUACUGACUGGCUGCACCCAGAUACAGAGCCAGGUGAGCACUACUCCUGCAGGACCCCCAUACUGACUGACUGCACCCAGAUACAGAGCCAGAUGCCAAGCACUACUCCUGCUGGGACCCCCCAUACUGACUGACUGCACUGAAUGCAGAGCCAGGUAAACACUUACUCCUGCUGGGACCCCCAUACUGACCCAGCUGCACCCCAGAUACAGAGCCAGGUAAACACUACUCCUGCUGGGACCCCCCAUACUGACUGACUGCACCCAGAUACAGAGCCAGGUAAACACUACUCCUGCUGGGACCCCCCAUACUGACUGACUGCACCCAGAUACAGAGCCAGGUAAACACUACUCCUGCUGGGACCCCCCUACCGACUGACUGCACCCCAGAUACAGAGCCAGGUAAACACUACUCCUGCUGGGCUGGGACCCCCCAUACUGACUGACUGCACCCAGAUACAGAGCCAGGUAAACACUACUCCUGCUGGUACCCCCAUACUUACUGCACCCCAGAUACAGAGCUAGGUAAACAUUACUCCUGCUGGGACCCCCAUACUUACUGCACCCCAGAGACAGAGCCAGGUAAACACUACUCCUGCUGAGACCCCCAUACUGACUGACUGCACCCCAGAUACAGAGCCAGGUAAACACUACUCCUGCUGGGACCCCCCAUACUGACUAACUGCACCCAGAUACAGAGCCAGGUAAACACUACUCCUGCUGGGUCCCCCAUACUAACUGCACCCAGAUACAGAGCCAGGUAAACACUACUCCUGCUGGGACCCCCAUACUGACUGACUGCACCCCAGAUACAGAGCCAGGUAAACACUACUACAGCUGGGACCCCCAUACUGACUGACUGCAAUCAGAUACAGAGCCAGGUAAACACCACUCCUGCUGGGACCCCAUACUGGACUGACUGCACCCCCAGACAGAGCCAGGUAAACACUACCCUGCUGGGACCCCAUACUGACUGACUGCACCCAGAUACAGAGCCAGGUAAACACUACUCCUGCUGGAACCCCAUACUGACUGAUCACUGCACCCCAGACACAGAGCCAGGUAAACACUACUCCUGCUGGGACCCCAUACUGACUGACUGCACCCAGCAGAUACAGAGCCAGGUAAACACUACUCCUGCUGGGACCCCAUACCGACUGACUGCACCCCAGAUACAGAGCCAGGUAAACACUACUCCCAAGUUGGGACCCCCAUACUGACCGGACUGCACCCUCAGAUACAGAGCCAGGUAAACACUCACUCCUGGGACCCCCCAUACUGACUGACUGCACCCAGAUACAGAGCCAGGUAAACACUACUCCUGCUGGGACCCCCCUACCGACUGACUGCACCCCAGAUACAGAGCCAGGUAAACACUACUCCUGCUGGGACCCCCCAUACUGACUGACUGCACCCAGAUACAGAGCCAGGUAAACACUACUCCUGCUGGGACGCCCCAUACUGACUGACUGCACCCAGAUACAGAACCAGGUAAACACUACUCAUGCUGGGACCCACCAUACUGACUGACUGCAUCCCAGAUACAGAGCCAGGCAAACACUACUCCUGCUGAGACCCCCAUACUGACUGACUGCACCUAGAGACAGAGCCAGGUAAACACUACUCCUGCUGGGUCCCCCCAUACUGACUGACUGCACCCCAGAUACUGAGCCAGGUAAACACUACUCCUGCUGGGACCCCCCAUACUGACUGACUACACCCAGAUACAGAGCCAGGUAAACACUACUCCUGCUGGGACCCCCAUACUGACUGACUGCACCCCAGAUACAGAGCCAGGUAAACACUACUCCUGCUGGGACCCCCCAUACUAACUGACUGCACCCAGAUACAGAGCCAGGUAAACACUACUCCUGCUGGGACCCCCAUACUGACUGACUGCACCCCAGAUACAGAGCCAGGUAAACACUACUCCUGCUGGGACCCCCCAUACUGACUGACUGCACCCAGAUACAGAGCCAGGUAAACACUACUCCUGCUGGGACCCCCCAUACUGACUGACUGCACUCAGAUACAGAGCCAGGUAAACACUACUCCUGCUGGGACCCCCAUACUGACCGACUGCACCCCAGAUACAGAGCCAGGUAAACACUACUCCUGCUGGGACCCCCAUACUGACUGACUGCACCCCAGAUACAGAGCCAGGUAAACACUACUCCUGCUGGGACCCCCAUACUGCUGCACCCCACCUACAGAGCCAGGUAAACACUACUCCUGCUGGGACCCCCAUACUGACUGACUGCACCCUGUGAUACAGAGCCACAGGUAAACACUACUCCCAAGGGGACCCCCAUACUGACUGACUGCACCCCAGAUACAGAGCCAGGUAAACACUACUCCUACUGGGACCCCCAUACUGACUGCACCCAGAUACAGAGCCAGGUAAACACUACUCCUGCUGGGACCCCCCAUACUGACUGACUGCACCCCAGAUACAGAGCCAGGUAAACACUGCUCCUGCUGGGACCCCCCAUUCUGACUGACUGCACCCAGAUACAGAGCCAGGUAAACACUACUCCUGCUGGGACGCCCCAUACUGACUGACUGCACCCAGAUACAGAACCAGGUAAACACUACUCAUGCUGGGACCCACCAUACUGACUGACUGCAUCCCAGAUACAGAGCCAGGCAAACACUACUCCUGCUGAGACCCCCAUACUGACUGACUGCACCCAAAGACAGAGCCAGGUAAACACUACUCCUGCUGGAUCCCCCCAUACUGACUGACUGCACCCCAGAUACUGAGCCAGGUAAACACUACUCCUGCUGGGACCCCCCAUACUGACUGACUACACCCCAGAUACAGAGCCAGGUAAACACUACUACUGCUGGGACCCCCCAUACUGACUGACUGCACCCAGAUACAGAGCCAGGUAAACACUACUCCUGCUGGGACCCCCAUACUGACUGACUGCACCCAGAUACAGAGCCAGGUAAACACUACUCCUGCUGGGACCCCCAUACUGACUGACUGCACCCCAGAUACAGAGCCAGGUAAACACUACUCCUGCUGGGACCCCCAUACUGACUGACUGCACCCCAGAUAUAGAGCCAGGUAAACACUACUCCUGCUGGGACCCCCAUACUGACUGACUGCACCCCAGAUACAGAGCCAGGUAAACACUACUCCUGCUGGGACCCCCCAUACUGACUGCACCCAGAUACAGAGCCAGGUAAACACUACUCCUGCUGGGACACCCCAUACUGACUGACUGCACCCCAGAUACAGAGCCAGGUAAACACUACUCCUGCUGGGACCCCCCAUACUGACUGACUGCACCCCAGAUACAGAGCCAGGUAAACACUACUCCUACUGGGACCCCCCAUACUGAUUGACUGCACCCCAGAUACAGAGCCAGGUAAACACUACUCCUGCUGGGACCCCCAUACUGACUGACUGCACCCCAGAUACAGAGCCAGGUAAACACUACUCCUGCUGGGACCCCCAUACUGACUGACUGCACCCCAGAUACAGAGCCAGGUAAACACUACUCCUGCUGGGACCCCCAUACUGACUGACUGCACCCCAGAUAUACAAGUAGAACCAGGUAAAACACUACCCCUGCUGGGACCCCCAUACUGACUGCACCCCCAGAUACAGAGAGCCAGGUAAACACUACCCCAAGCGGGGACCCCCCCAUACUGACUGAUCGCACCCCCAGAUACAGAACCAGGUAAACACUACUCCUGCUGGGACCCCCAUACUGACCGACUGCACCCAGAUACAGAGCCAGGUAAACACUACCCUGCUGGGACCCCCCAUACUGACUGACUGCACCUCGAUACAGAGCCAGGUAAACAUCACUCCCGCUGGGUCCCACCAUACUGACCGACUGCACCCCCAGAGACAGAGCCAGGUAAACACCGCCCCAAGCUGGGACCCCAUACUGACUGACUGCACCCCAGAUACAGAUCCAGGUAAACACUACUCCUGCUGGGACCCCAAUACUGACUGACUGCACCCCAGAUACAGAGCCAGGUAAACACUACUCCUGCUGGGACCCCCAUACUGACUGACCGCACCCCAGAUACAGAGCCAGGUAAACACUACUCCUGCUGGGACCCCCAUACUGCUGCACCCCAGAUACAGAGCCAGGUAAACACUACUCCUGCUGGGACCCCCAUACUGACUGACUGCACCCCAGAUACAGAGCCAGGUAAACACUACUCCUGCUGGGACCCCCAUACUGACUGACUGCACCCCAGAUACAGAGCCAGGUAAACACUACUCCUGCUGGGACCCCCAUACUGCUGCACCCCAGAUACAGAGCCAGGUAAACACUACUCCUGCUGGCACCCCCCAUACUGACUGACUGCACCCAGAUACAGAGCCAGGUAAACACUACUCCUGCUGGGACCCCCCCAUACUGACUGACUGCACUCAGAUACAGAGCCAGGUAAACACUACUCGUGCUGGGACCCCCAUACUGACUGACUGCACCCAGAUACAGAGCCAGGUAAACACUACUCCUGCUGGGACCCCCAUACUGACCGACUGCACCCCAGAUACAGAGCCAGGUAAACACUACUCCUGCUGGGACCCCCAUACUGACUGACUGCACCCCAGAUACAGAGCCAGGUAAACACUACUCCUGCUGGGACCCCCCAUACUGACUGACUACCCCCAGAUACAGAGCCAGGUAAACACUACUCCUGCUGGGACCCCCAUACUGACUGACUGCACCCAGAUACAGAGCCAGGUAAACACUACUCCUGCUGGGACCCCCAUACUGACUGACUGCACCCAGAUACAGAGCCAGGUAAACACUACUCCUGCUGGGACCCCCAUACUGACUGACUGCACCCCAGAUACAGAGCCAGGUAAACACUACUCCUGCUGGGACCCCCAUACUGACUGACUGCACCCCAGAUAUAGAGCCAGGUAAACACUACUCCUGCUGGGACCCCCAUACUGACUGACUGCACCCCAGAUACAGAGCCAGGUAAACACUACUCCUGCUGGGACCCCCCAUACUGACUGCACCCAGAUACAGAGCCAGGUAAACACUACUCCUGCUGGGACACCCCAUACUGACUGACUGCACCCCAGAUACAGAGCCAGGUAAACACUACUCCUGCUGGGACCCCCCAUACUGACUGACUGCACCCCAGAUACAGAGCCAGGUAAACACUACUCCUGCUGGGACCCCCAUACUGACUGACUGCACCCCAGAUACAGAGCCAGGUAAACACUACUCCUGCUGGGACCCCCAUACUGACUGCUGCACCCAGAUACAGAGCCAGGUAAACACUACUCCUGAGGGGACCCCAUACGCUGACUGCACUCAGAUACAGAGCCAGGUAACACUACUGACUCCCUGACUGCACCUAGAUACAGAGCCAGGUAAACACUACUCCUGCUGACCCCAUACUGACUGACUGCACCAGAUACACUGAGCCAGCCAGGUAACACUACUCCUGCUGGGACCCCCAUACUGACUGCACCCCAGAUACAGAGCCAGGUAAACACUACCCUGCUGGGACCCCCAUACUGACUGACUGCACCCAGAUACAGAGCCAGGUAAACACUACUCCUGCUGGGACCCCCAUACUGACCGACUGCACCCCAGAUACAGAGCCAGGUAAACACUACUCCUGCUGGGACCCCCAUACUGACUGACUGCACCCCAGAUACAGAGCCAGGUAAACACUACUCCUGCUGGGACCCCCAUACUGACUGACUGCACCCCAGAUACAGAGCCAGGUAAACACUACUCCUGCUGGGACCCCCCAUACUGACUGACUGCACCCAGAUACAGAGCCAGGUAAACACUACUCCUGCUGGGACCCCCCAUACUGACUGACUGCACCCAGAUACAGAGCCAGUAAACACUACUCCUGCUGGGACCCCCAUACUGACUGCACCUAGAUACAGAGCCAGGUAAACACUACUCCUGCUGGGACCCCCAUACUGACUUGACUGCACCUAGAUACAGAGCCAGGUAAACACUACUCCUGCUGGGACCCCCAUACUGACUGACUGCACCCAGAUACAGAGCCAGGUAAACACUACUCCUGCUGGGACCCCCCAUACUGACUGACUGCACCCCAGAUACAGAGCCAGGUAAACACUACCCCCAUCUGACUGACUGCACCCAGAUACAGAGCCAGGUAAACACUACCCUGCUGGGACCCCAUACUGACUGACUGCACCCAGAUACAGACCAGGUAAACACUACUCCUGCUGGGACCCAUACUGACUGACUGCACCCAGAUACAGAGCCAGGCAAACACUACUCCUGCUGAGACCCCCAUACUGACUGACUGCACCCAAAGACAGAGCCAGGUAAACACUACUCCUGCUGGACCCCCAUACUGACUGACUGCACCCCAGAUACUGAGCCAGGUAAACACACUCCUGCUGGGACCCCCAUACUGACUGACACCCCAGAUACAGAGCCAGGUAAACACUACUCCUGCUGGGACCCCCAUACUGACUGACUGCACCCCAGAUACAGAGCCAGGUAAACACUACUCCUGCUGGGACCCCCAUACUGACUGACUGCACCCCAGAUACAGAGCCAGGUAAACACUACUCCUGCUGGGACCCCCAUACUGACUGACUGCACCCCAGAUACAGAGCCAGGUAAACACUACUCCUGCUGGGACCCCCAUACUGACUGACUGCACCCCAGAUACAGAGCCAGGUAAACACUACUCCUGCUGGUACCCCCAUACUUACUGCACCCCAGAUACAGAGCUAGGUAAACAUUACUCCUGCUGGGACCCCCAUACUGACUGACUGCACCCCAGAGACAGAGCCAGGUAAACACUACUCCUGCUGAGACCCCCAUACUGACUGACUGCACCCCAGAUACAGAACCAGGUAAACACUACUCCUGCUGGGACCCCCAUACUGACUGACUGCACCCCAGAUACAGAGCCAGGUAAACACUACUCCUGCUGGGACCCCCAUACUGACUGACUGCACCCAGAUACAGAGCCAGGUAAACACUACUCCUGCUGGGACCCCCAACUGACUGACUGCACCCCAGAUACAGAGCCAGGUAAACACUACUCCUGCUGGGACCCCCAUACUGACUGACUGCACCCCAGAUACAGAGCCAGGUAAACACUACUCCUGCUGGGACCCCCAUACUGACUGACUGCACCCCAGAUACAGAGCCAGGUAAACACUACUCCUGCUGGGACCCCCAUACUGACUGACUGCACCCCAGAUACAGAGCCAGGUAAACACUACUCCUGCUGGGACCCCCAUACUGACUGACUGCACCCCAGAUACAGAGCCAGGUAAACACUACUCCUGCUGGGACCCCCAUACUGACUGACUGCACCCAGAUACAGAGCCAGGUAAACACUACUCCUGCUGGGACCCCCAUACUGACUGACUGCACCCCAGAUACAGAGCCAGGUAAACACUACUCCUGCUGGGACCCCCAUACUGACUGCACCCCAGAUACAGAGCCAGGUAAACACUACUCCUGCUGGGACCCCAUACUGACUGACUGCACCCCAGAUACAGAGCCAGGUAAACACUACUCCUGCUGGGACCCCCAUACUGACUGACUGCACCCAGAUACAGAGCCAGGUAAACACUACUCCUGCUGGGACCCCCAUACUGAUUGACUGCACCCAGAUACAGAGCCAGGUAAACACUACUCCUGCUGGGACCCCCAUACUGACUGCACCCCAGAUACAGAGCCAGGUAAACACUACUCCUGCUGGGACCCCCAUACUGACUGACUGCACCCCAGAUACAGAGCCAGGUAAACACUACUCCUGCUGGGACCCCCAUACUGACUGACUGCACCCCAGAUACAGAGCCAGGUAAACACUACUCCUGCUGGGACCCCCAUACUGACUGACUGCACCCCAGAUACAGAGCCAGGUAAACACUGCUCCUGCUGUCUCUUGGUGUUUGGCAGUACUAGAGUACUAGGUCCUUAGGACAGAUUGAUGGCUGUUACUAUUGUUAAUUCUUAAAUGUGACACUAUAUAUUAUCUUUUCUAUGCAGGUUCCCAGAUAUUCGCUACCAUGUUCAAAAACACUUUUCAGUCCGGGUUUCUCUCCAUCCUCUACAGUAUCGGCAGCAAGCCCCUCCAAAUCUGGGAUAAAAAGGUACCUGUAAAUAGAGUACGUCCCCAGCCCUGGCACACUGUGUAUGUAGAAUACGGGCAGUACGUCCCCCAGCCCUGGCACACUGUGUAUGUAGAGUACGGGCAGUACGUCUCCCAGCCUUGGCACACUGUGUAUGUAGAGUACGGGCAGUACGUCCCCCAGCCCUGGCACACUGUGUAUGUAGAAUACGGGCAGUACGUCCCCCAGCCCUGGCACACUGUGUAUGUAGAGUACGGGCAGUACGUCCCCCAGCCUUGGCACACUGUGUAUGUAGAGUACGGGCAGUACGUCCCCCAGCCCUGGCACACUGGGUAUGUAGAGUACGGGCAGUACGUCCCCCAGCCCUGGCACACUGUGUAUGUAGAGUACGGGCAGUACGUCCCCCAGCCCUGGCACACUGUGUAUGUAGAGUACGGGCAGUACGUCCCCCAGCCUUGGCACACUGUGUAUGUAGAGUACGGGCAGUACGUCCCCCAGCCCUGGCACACUGUGUAUGUAGAAUACGGGCAGUACGUCCCCCAGCCCUGGCACACUGUGUAUGUAGAGUACGGGCAGUACGUCCCCCAGCCCUGGCACACUGUGUAUGUAGAGUACGGGCAGUACGUCCCCCAGCCCUGGCACACUGUGUAUGUAGAGUACGGGCAGUACGUCCCCCAGCCCUGGCACACUGUGUAUGUAGAGUACGGGCAGUACGUCCCCCAGCCUUGGCACACUGUGUAUGUAGAGUACGGGCAGUACGUCCCCCAGCCUUGGCACACUGUAUGUAGAGUACGGGCAGUACGUCCCCCAGCCCUGGCACACUGUGUAUGUAGAAUACGGGCAGUACGUCCCCCAGCCCUGGCACACUGUGUAUGUAGAGUACGGGCAGUACGUCCCCCAGCCUUGGCACACUGGGUAUGUAGAGUACGGGCAGUACGUCCUCCAGCCCUGGCCCACUGGGUAUGUAGAGUACGGGCAGUACGUCCUCCAGCCCUGGCACACUGGGUAUGUAGAGUACGGGCAGUACGUCCUCCAGCCCUGGCACACUGUGUAUAUAGUCCUGUUUGUAUAUCCAUGUUUGUGUAACAAAUGGAGAGAGUGUGUGUGUGUGUCUGUCUGUCUCUGUUUGUCUCAAUAUCUGUGUUUCCAUUUGCACUGGUCACUGUGUCCCUGCAUUUACGUGUCGAUCAGAAUCCGUGUCCUGCUGUCUAUUACAUGUUUCGUUCCCGUGUUCUGGAGGAAGAUUGAUUGCUACACAUUGCCUCACUCACACUUGUCUUUUUCUUUAGGUCCGAAAUGGGCAUAUAAAACGGAUAACAGAUAAUGACAUCCAGUCUUUAGUCCUGGAAGUGGAAGGAACCAAUGUAAGGUAAGAACGAGGAUCUGACAUGUUUUGAGGUCUGUUUUUUUUAAAUUGGACAAUUUUAAUUGACUUUUCAAGUGUUUUGGAAAGAAAAAAGAAAGGGGAUGGUUAGAGGGGAGGAAAAUCUAAUUGUACAUCAAUGACCCUUGCAGUCUGGAACGAACAACAUGUACUAUGUCCGUACUUGAUUGUUAUUGCUUGUAAAGAAAAACUGAUCGCAUAUUUAGACAUGGACACCAUAGGUGUGCACAUCUAUACUUGGUUGCACAGGUCGCUACAGUGUGUUGGUAAGUGUACAGAAAGAUUCCAAUAACCGCUGAUAAUGUCUUGUAACUUCACUCAAGUUGUCUGUUCCUCCUGUUCGUUUGACUUGCGUGUUUGGAUUUUCAGUAGACCUUUAGUUACUAUCACAUGUUUGUUGGUAAAGGUUGUGUUUUCUAUGACUGGUUGUUCAGAACACCCUUUGUCGGGCCUGCUAACUCACUCAUUUCUCUUCUUUCGGAUACUGUGUGAUAGCCCCUGUGUUGCUGGACCCUGUGCCUCAUCUACAAUGAUGUUGUCAAUUGUUCCGUUAUCUUAUUUGUUACAGGGUGUAUAACCAUGGGAAGGUAGGGCAUGGGAGGUAGUGGAAGGGGUUGAACCAGGAAUGUGUUUUAGGGGAAGGGGUUCAUGGGGGAUAGAGAAAAUACUGUCCUGGCCUGUUCCAGACCUACAAUUGUUCAUUUAGCGUUUUCUGAAUUGUAAUGCCGCCACAGUUCUGCAAUUUCUUUUGUUGCUACACCUUUUUGCAUUUGGGUGAAUGCCAUUAAUUCAUAGGAUACAGUUGUAGAGAUUUGUUGUUUAAGCUCUGUCAUUGUUGGUACGGUGAAUGUUUUCCAUUUCCUAGCCAGUAAUGGUGCAGCAGCGGUGAGUAUAAGAUACUGCAACUUUUGGCAGACCCUAGGGGAAGAUAUACAGUAGGAAUGUGCGGGGGUCUGGUGGCAUCUGAUGCUGUGUGCAUUGGGUAAUCAUGUCACCUACGUCCUGCCAAUAGUUUUGUAAUGUGGGGCAGGUCCACCAUAUAUGUAGCAUAGUGCCUACGUCUGAAUUGCAUCUCCAACAUACAUUACUCACAUUGGGAUAUAAGGUUGCCAAGGUACCACCGAUAUAACAGCUUCCUCGUUAUUUCUAGAUUUGUUGCACAGAAGGAAAGUGCUUUAUGUGUUGUAUAUGCUGACUGCCAUUGCUCUGGUGUCCCAAUUGCACGAACAGAGCCUGUUUGAAGUAUAUUUACCAGUUCUGUUGCAGGGGCCAUUGUCACAGGGUAAAAGGUUGGCAAGUAGUCCCCUCCAAAAACCAGUGGCGAAGUUGCUUUCAUCACAGUAUGUUAGUAUUGUUAAACCAUGACUGUAGAGUUUGUAUCUGUGUUGCGACUUCUGGGGAGGGGUUCAGUUGGUCUUGUCUGUGGAGGACCUGCAGGUCAAUAUAGUAUUUCCUACUGAUGGUAUCGUGCUUUUUCUUCAGGAAGGAGGCUCGUUUUAUAAGAGCGCCCCGAUUGAUCGUCUUGUGUAUUCGCUUGUACGUCUGCAGUGUCAUUUGUAUUGAAGAAUUUAAUCAAUUCCUCUUUAAGGGUGUAACGGAUCACCUGGCACCCCAACUGGGUACCCCUGUUGAAGGAUGCUCCUAGCGCUUCCUGAGGACUCCAAGCACUGCAGCAGACACCAUAACCACUGUAGACUUCUCCAGAGAGCAAGGCAGAAACAAGAUCUUACAAGAGCUUAACAGUAAAUAUAGCAAGGGAGUAUGCAGAGCAUAGCAAUCCCUUGUAGCAGAAACCCCCAGUAAGAGACGGCACUCCAAAUUGAGGGUGAAGUAGAACUGAAGCUUUUAAUCAAACACUCUGCUUUUAUGCACAUUUUACACACAUAGUACUGCCCACAGGGUUUUGCAGAACAACCAAUCAAUACGUACAAAACACUCAGAAACUCCAACACAAAAUCCUCCCCUCUGCCUGUGAUAUAAUUACUGAACACAAUGGUCUAAUGCAGGGAUAGCCAACCUUCGGCACUCUAGAUGUUGUGGACUACAUCCCCCAUAAUACUCUUAGACUCAUAGUGCUUGUAAAGGAACAUGGGAGGUGAAGUCCAAAACAUCUGCAGUGCCUAAGGUUGCCUAUGCCUGGUCUAAUGUAAUUAUCACAGGCAGGAAAAUACACAGUUUUACACAAUAUUCAUAACUCUAAAAGUAUACAUCACAUUCACAUAAAAAUUACAUUUUCAGAAUCCGCACACUCCAAAUACAAACAUACGUCAAAAUUAUACAAAUUGGUCCAGUGGGUCAAAAGUUAGUUGGUUUUGUGACCGCCUGCAAGCAUGGCUUGGGUGUGGUAAGCCAAUUACCUCCAGCAUACAGAUAAUGGCUCUAUUCACAAUAACAGUAAAAACACAUAAAAAUACAUAAUUCCUAUUAUACUUAACAGAACCCCCAAAUUCAACCUAUCCCCAGAUAGCUUGGAUCUGAGUGCUCACUAUAUCCGAACACCGCUCAGAUGCCACAAACACAGUCAAAUCGCCAUGGGGUUAAACCACCAUAGCAACAAGUUCCAACUGGUCUGGCAGUGUCCUUGGAACAACGCCCUGCUGGAGAACAAUAGACAGGAAAUGGGGGAGAGGCAUACCUUCUCAUGUAUUCAAAGGGGCAGAAAAAGUGUUUCAAAAUCCAAUAAGCCCAAAUAAUGUCUUUAAAGGGCAAUACAUCCCAGGGGCCUUAGUCACAUGGCAGGAGGCUGCCAAUCAGUCUUCUCCAAUGCCCAGUGGCGAGGUCGGAUUCGCCACAAAGGGUAUUAAGGUAAGGUUCGUCUAGGCGCCAUGGGCUUUUAUGCUUAUAUUUGUAUUGGUCAAAUAAUGUCAUUGUGACAAGAUUGUGUUCGGACCAUGUCGUGGGCAGAAUUUCGCAUUUCUGGACCAGAUGUAUAUGUGAGGAGUUAAUUAGGUACCCGUCAAUCCUUGAAUAUGAGUUAUGGACUGCAAAGUCGUGGGUGUAUUCCCUCUCAGUGGGGUGUAGGGUGCGCCAUACUUCAUAUAACUGGUUAGCCGUUGUUUGUAUCUGGCAGUGGAGUCUAACUUUGGAUCGUAUAUGUGGUUAAAGUUGCCACAGAUUAUAGUGGUACCCAUUUUAAACCAGUCAAAUUUUGUCAAUACACUGUAAGAAAAUUCAAUGAUUUGUGUUCGGGGGAUAUAUAUCCGCGAUUUGGGUUAUAUGAUCGACAGCCAGAUGGCCACGGAGGGGUAUAGAGACGCCUUUGCUUUUCCACAUGGAGGUGGCAUUGAAUUGGUGAGGGAAUGCAGAGAGGCUAAUCUUGGGAUUCGUCCCUUUCCUAAAAUGGGUUUUCUGUAGUCACAUGUCUGCUUGUAUUUUCUUAAGAUACUUCAGUAAUACCUGACGUUUAAAUGGGGUAUUCAAGCCCCGUACGUUAUGGGAAUACAUUUUUUAAAAUGUGUUAAUGCUGAUAUGCUGUGGUGCAUCAGGUGUCGUGCAUAUUCUGGUACUUAUAUUCUUACGGUAUUGUAAUGGGAAAGGGCAUUCAAGAUUACCUGGCUCGUGAUAGGAGCUCGGUGCAGUUCUGACUAUAUAGUUCGCUCUGGCGGGUGUAUUGUGGAAUACAGGGUAUAUACAAUGGUAGAACAUAAUAAACAAAUAAAACAUAUGAACAUACUUUUGUUGAAAAUUAACAAUGGUACCUGACCGAAUUUGGGGUACACAGGAUUGGUCGAGCCCGAUGGGCUAACAGCGGUCUAGUCUGAUCCGCUCCGCCCUUUGGGCUCUUGGCUGUAAGUUACUUAAAAGCAGGCGAGGGUGCUCAGCCGACAGGAUACUUCAGGGUGUACAUGCGUGCGGCUUUGGUGAAAUAUAGUUCUAACAAUUGGAUAGCUAAUAUUACUAUUGUUUUUUUGUAGUUGCAACAUGUAAACAGGGAGUGUUCGAUACCUAUUAAAGGCACACGUCCUGUCUUUCGCUGGUGCAUUGUUCUCAGCGUGGGUUGUGUAGGGUGGAUUUAAGUACUGUUAAGUUUCGUAUCACCACUAAUACAGCUCACAAUAUGCUGAACCUGGCAUAGUGCUACAGUGGUAUAGUCUGUGCAGCACAGUACAACACCCUGGACCAUUUGCGUAAGAUGACAGUGCACCAUCCUCCCUGGAGGCCAUAUGGUCCACCCUUCAUCACACUGCUUUUGUUGCGGGCGAAGUCGGGUAAUUACUUGGGCACAGCCAUAUAAAUCUGGGGGGUAAUUCCCCUACCCUAAUCAUUCCCCCGAUACGUUACUUAGGGUGGAGAAUGAUCAGACCUAUUAGAUACAUUUCUCAACAGUACUCACAUAGGCAUGCACUAGGGACUAUGGACCAUCGUCCUGUACCGCCUUCCCUCCCCCUUCAGUUAGCACCUUGAUAAACAGUAGUGUUAAGCAUUAAAACUGAAAAUUAAACACCUCAAACUUUGCAGUGUAGCUAGGGUUUCCCCCAUCUAUAACUCGGGGCCUGUGUGCCACUAGCAUGAGGCUAAUACUCAAGUGUCCGCUGGCGUGUUUGCGUGUUGCGCCCUCCUUGAAGGGGGCCUUCUACCGGUCGUCUUCCAUUCCGUCUGGAGUAUAGGGUCUCUUAGGAGGUUUCGGGUUUGAGUCCACGUGAUAUCCCCAUUGUCAGAGCAGAUGAAGACCAUUUUUGGCCGAUGCUGCUGGAAUGGCUUUGCCCUCUCUCAUAAUAAGGAGUUUAGUGGGGAAUCCCCAUCUAUAUGGUAUUUGUUGUUUUCUUAGAGUCUCCGUGACCUCCCAGGAGUGUCUGCGGCGUCUCUGGGUCUCUGCAGAUAAAUCCAUGUAUAGCUGGAUGUCUGAAAUUGUCCGGUAGAUUCUUGCAUAGUCUGUGUGAUUUCAGUAUGUCUUCCUUUAUAUGGAAAUAAUGCAUUUUCACACAAGCCUGGCCGUGCUGGGUGGCAGAUGUUGCGGUCGUGCCACGCGGUGUGCUCUGUCCAUCAGGAGCAUUGCUACUGGCAGCUCAGGGAGCAAUGUGUGGAAUAAACCUGUUAGAUAGGCAGCUAGGCCUUGGUUUGUCACAUCCUCAGAGAUCCCUCGUAAGAGUUUUUUGCGCCGUCGGACCUCUUCUCCAGAUCCAUUUGCUUAGUUUCAUAGCGUGCCAGUUGUUGCUGAAGUUGCUCUUACAUGGUUGUCGAGAUCGUUGUUGUGCGCUAUUGUGAAGUCCUCCUGUGGCAAACCUAGCCACUUGUGAUAACAUGGACUAUAUGUAGAAAAAGGUUGCAUGUAUUAUUCUCAUAACUUCUUGCAUUCCCUGGCUGUACCCUGUGUAUUAUUGUAUGUGAAUAUUGCAUUCGUCUGCUAGCAGCCGAAAGCCGCUAGCAUUCAUGUGUUUCGUUUCAUGAACAGCCACUUUACAGGCUGUUCAUGAACCAAAUGAGCUAGCCCCUAAUAGCCCACACAGAGAGGGACGUGUGGCGCUCGUUAACCGAUUGCAACAAUGUUGCAAUCGGUAAUUAGAGGCUCUCCUAGGUGGUCGCCGUUUGGCUACCGACCACACGGCGGUCGGCCAUCUUGGAUCCUUUGUCUCCCCAGCGGUGUUUGGUCGUCGGGCGCAUGGAACUGAAAACGGCUACUCGACGGCGCGAACACCGCUGGACUCCGGUCUUUCGCCAUUAGGGUUCCCCAUCGGUGUUCGGUACUUUGGGGCGAACUCAAUGGCAAAGUGUAUUUCAUGCGGCGUUCGGUUGUUUUAGCUGGGAUCUGAGCGGUAUUCUCAUGAACUGUGCACUCCGACCCCAGCUAUCUACCGAACGUCCAUUCGUUUAAAUCAGUGGUAGUCAACCUUUUUCCACUUACCGCCCACUAAUGCAUCUUUCUUGAUGGAAAAAUUUCCUUACCGCCCACCAGUUUUCGCGCAAGCGCGGAAUAUUUUUUAGAAAGGAGGGUGUUUUAAAAAAUACAUAAAUGAACGUACAUUUAUCUUUUUAUUUCUACUUUAUGCAUGUUUAUAAUGUUUUUAACUUUAUAAAGUUUAAUGAGAAAGCAAUAAAGUAAAUUGAACUUACCUUUACUAGUGAUUAAUGAGAUCCUUGAGGUUGAUGCUGCGAGACUAAAUAUUUGAUAUCUGGUUCGAUUUUCAUAAGGAACAAACGAAGGUCUCCUCUUUCAGUGAUAAUCGGAAGACUUCUUUGUUUGCUCAUAAAAUGAUUUCUCAUCUGUGCGUCAGCUCCCCUCCUCUCCCUCCUCAAUUCCCCUUCCCACCUUUUUCCCCUUUUUUCUAUUUUUUAACCUUCCUUAUAGCAAUGCCCAGUAGGAAGGCUGAGCUAGGUAGCCCACUUACUAUUAUUAGUCAACAACAAUUCUCUCCUUUUCCUUUUCUUUCCUUCUCCUUUUUUACAAGUACUCUACUCCUUCUUUCCUCUAUACUAGAAGUACUCUACUCCUUCUUUCCCCUAUACUAGAAGUACUCUACUCCUUCUUUCCCCUAUACUAGAAGUACUCUACUCCUUCUUUCCCCUAUACUAGAAGUACUCUACUCCUUCUUUCUCCUAUUCUACAAGUACUCUGCACCUUCUUUCUUCUAUUCUACAAGUACUCUGCACCUUCUUUCUUCUAUUCUACAAGUACUCUGCUCACAGGCAAACACAUACACACACACACACACACUCACAUUGAAACACAUACACACAAAUAUACACAUACUCACACAUGCACUUACAGACACUCACACAUGCACAGACAGACCCACAGACACACACACACUUACUGACACACACACAUACACUUACAGACAGACACAUACACUUACAGACAGACACAUACACUUACAGACAGACACAUACACUUACAGACAGACACAUACACUUACAGACACAGACACACACAUACACUUACAGACACAGACACACACAUACACUUACAGACACACACACAUACACUUACAGACACACACACAUACACUUAGAGACACACACACAUACACUUAGAGACAAACACAUGUACACACAAAUUAUUAAUAUUAAAUAUCCACCCAGCCUCCCUACCUGGAGAGCUGGUGUGGAUCUGUCCCUGGGGUCCAGUGGGGCUUCACUUAGGCGGGCGGCUAAUCAGACGCAGCGAGGGAGCUCUAACCUCUCUGCUCUGCUCCCUCGCGGACUGUCUACGGAUGCCGGGAGCCGGAAUAUGACAUCAUAUUCCGGCUCCCGCGGCAUCAGCAAACAUCGCGCGAGGGAGCAGAGCAGAGAGGUUAGAGCUCCCUCGCCGCGACUGAUUAGAACGCUGCCAUGCCGGGGGUCCAGAAGGUGGCCUGGCAGGAGGGAGCGCUUCCUCCUGCCGGUCACUGAAGACUUGCGCAUGCAGAGCCGCUCGCGCCCGCCCAAAAGGAGAAAUCCUCUUAAAAAGAGGAUUUAGCCUCAGAAAUCCCUACCGCCCACCUGGAAUCCUAAAACGCCCACUAGUGGGCGGUAGGGACCAGGUUGACGACCCAUGGUUUAAAUAGACUAAGUAUUGCAAAAGUUAUGUAUUUAAAAGUGAAUUGUCGGUUCUGCUGCACGGAGGGAUAAUCCACUUAACGGUAUAUUCCAGUGUGAGUAUCCCUCUCGUGCAGCAGUGCAAGAGACCUCAGUUGACUCCCAGAACUGUGUUUCGUCCGGUUACUGGGGGAUUUGGGAUAUUGCCUUACUUUCCAGCGCUUUACUUUGGAUUACUUUCUUAACCAGCGGAGAUCGUGGGAUUUAAUAUUGCCGCUCCGCUACACCUCCAUCUUGUGCUCUAUGUGUGAUGUUCUAGAGCCCAGAUCGUGAAGGUCUUUUUUUUUUAUUUUUAUUUUUUUAUAAUUACGGCCAUUGCCUCCUUCAUUGUGUUUUGUAGCCUAUCAGCCAUGACGUCUUUCGCGAAUGGAGCCGGUUCAGGCUGUGGUAGGCCUUCACCCUCCGUGUCCUCGCUGCCAUUUUGGGUCGGUGAUGGAGAGGGUUUUGCCGUUUGUGCUCUCAAUGCAAAGAAGGUGAUUUUUGUCCCGGGAUUCGGGUUUUUCUCGUGCUCGGUGUUACAACAUAUCUUGUCUGAUCGUUGUGAGGGUUAAAAUUUGCCUGCUUACAUUGUACUUAGCCAUUUAAGAGCCUUGAGGUAUGGAGCUUCACUGCUAUCCAUCCGACUCGAGUUCCGGCCACACCCCCCAACGGAGUGGACAUUUAGAAUGGCUGCCAGGAUCACAUGAAAUAAAUCUCUUACUGACUGAGACAUGCAUUAAUCUUUUCAAAUGUUUUUUUAUUAUUAAAAUAAGAAGAAGAAGAAAUAGUACUGUCUUUUUAUUUUUUUUAAAACAUUUUUUUAAACAUUUCGACCAUCAAUAAUGUAUGUGUGUGUAUGUAUGUAUGUAUGUAUGUGUGUAUGUGUGUAUAUAUAUAUAUUCUACCAUAGGUAUAUUAUUGACAUAGUAAGAAAUAUCUUGUUGUGAGAAUAAUAAAAUGAAUAAAUUUCGCAUCCACGUUAUAACAUAAAAUAAUUAACUUUGAUAAAAAAUUAUACAUGACGAAAAAUGAAAAUGAUUUAUGUAUUUCAUGUGUAAGUGUCCUACAGUAAUGAGUCCAGUAUCGAUGCUUAGAUUAUUUUCGGUCAGGUGGAAACAUUAUCAAGCUUGUACUUACUCCUCAUUUCUUCCUCCCAUUCAGACCAGUCUUGUCUGACGAGUACAUUAGUAGCUGAUGGUAUAUACGGAGAGUGAAUUCACAAUGUUUAUUCUCAAUAAUAACAAUAAAAUAUCUUUGACAGAGGGAGUAGAAUUAGAUUUCCAAUAUCCUGGAAUGACUGUUGUAGCUGAGAUAAGUAGAUGCCUAACAUUAUUCUUUUGUGUGUUGCUAAGUUAUCUGGGAAACGAUGAAGUAAGCACAAACCAGGGGUUAAAUCCAUUGGAAACUCUGUGAUGGAUAGGAUUAAUUCAAAGAUUUUAUGCCAAUAGUUUAAUAAUUUCGGACUGGAACAAAAAAUGCGAUAAAGUUUACCUGUCUGACCGCAACCUCUCCAACAUAAAUUAGUUAUAGAAAGAUGUAAUGUAAACAUUUUAAAUGGAGAAAAGUACCAUCGAUCAAUUCAUUUUCCAUUUGACUUGUACAAUGCGUGAUACCCUUCAAUAUACCAGUCUUCUACUGUGAGUACCUCACCCAGAUCACUCUCCCAAUUUGUCAUGUAUAGCAACUUCAACUGCCAAAAAACCUUGAGAUGGUUUGUUUUCGUCCAGGAUCCGACAUGUAAACCCUUUCUAAAUUUUCUAGAACUCAGAUCCUGGUCGGAGAUCCCAAAAUAAUCACUAAUCCUUUUUGAACCAAACUCGCAUGUGCAGGGGCGUCAAAAGUGAUAAGUUUAAAUUUACUUUGGAGUUGUUAAAAUGUUAACAGAGUAGAGGAUAAAAAUAAAUCUUUAAUAGACAUGCAUUGAUCUGCCUACAAUCAGAAGAUCCUGAACUGCUCUACUAUUUGGAUUAUUUAUAUAGCGCAAACGUAUUCUGCAGCACUGUACAUAAGGUAAAUAAGACAAAUUAUUCUAACAUGUUUUGACAUUGAUUCAGUAUGUGAAGAGGGCCCUGCCCAACUGAGUUCACAAUCUAAAGGGAUUAAGGACAAAUCCAGAGGGAAGUGAGGGAGGGAUCUGUAUGAACCUGAAGGAAGGGACGGGUGUUUGGGAGGAGGGAGCACUGUAGACGGAGACAGCAAAAUACCUGAUAGCUUGUAGAGGAUGAGAUUUUAAGGCUUCACUAAAGCAUUUGUAGGAAUUGGUCAUCCCAACAUGCUUUAUCUCCUCUCCUCUUUGUGUCUAUUAGCACUACAUACAUAACAUGUCCGGCAGAUCCCAAGAAGACUCUAGGAAUCAAGCUGCCCUUUCUGGUCAUGAUAAUUAAGAACCUGAAGAAAUAUUUCACCUUUGAAGUACAGGUGAGAAUUCCAUUCUUCCAUUGUUUGCUGGUUAAAGUUUUAUAUCCGUGUCAGAGAGCAGCCGAGGAGCAUUCCUUAUUCCUGGGUUCUAAUUGAUUAUAUUGCUCCCCUAUUAGGUCCUGGAUGAUAAGAAUGUGCGACGGCGUUUCCGAGCCAGUAAUUAUCAAAGUACAACUCGCGUGAAGCCAUUUAUUUGUACCAUGCCAAUGCGUUUGGAUGAUGGUUGGAAUCAGAUUCAGUUCAACCUCUCUGACUUUACACGCAGAGCGUACGGGACAAACUACAUUGAGACAUUACGUGUCCAGGUGGGAGUGCUUUCUUUACUGUAGCCAACAGAAUGUCUCUUGUUAACAGACUGUCUCCUCAUUAACCUGGUUUUCUAGGAAACACUCUCAAUAUUUCUAAUACUGUGUUACAAGGCAGCACAUAUAGAGAGGGUGCAAACCCAGGGAGAUAUGGAUCCGAUCACCAGUUAAAUCGGAUCACCAGUAAAAUAUUUCCAUGGGAUUUAUACCAGACAUAAAACGUAAUUGUAACGGCACCCCGAGCAUAAAAGGGUUAAAAUGCCGUUUAGUAGAUCUUCCCUUCCAGAGACACAGGCACAGCUACUGCAGAACACCAAUCAGCCGAACAGGAAACCAUAUGAAUGCUGUAAACAGCCGAAUAGGAAAAACCAUCCGAAUAGGUUUACACUCCUAGCAGUCGAACCGGAACAGCAUACAAUAAAUCCCCCCAAGAACGAGACAAAGCUCCGUGUUGAGGGUCAAGCAGUGAACAGACAGAGCUGUGGGUUUAUUGUACACAUUCUUACACAUUAGUACCACCCACAGGGUUUUACACAACAACCAAUCAUAAACGUACAUUACAGAAACACUCCCAGCAAUUACACACAAAAAUCCUCCCCUCUGCCUGUAAUAUAAUUAUGGCACACAAUGGUUUAACAUAAUUAACACAGGCAGUAAAAAUACAGUUUUUAUCCAUACACUGUAACUUUAAAACUAUACAUCCAAUAUUAAUAAAACUUACAUAUUAUUAAGCAGCACACUUUAAAUAUAAACAUAACCAAAAAUCAGCCGAAUCCAUCCAGGGGUUAAAAAGUUAGCUGGAGGUCCCUUUAUGACCGACCGCAAGCACAUUUUCCUGCCCAAAACAGUUCCAUAGAUUUGGGCUGUGCGGCCGGUCUAUUUCAGGCUGAAAAAACGACUAAGUCCCAUAGCUGAAGGUAGGGCUCAGCUGUGUUCGCGGAAAUGUGUAGCCGAUUUUAGUUCCAUGAAUUUGGCUACACAUACCGCUGACCUUGUUCGCAUUAACAAAGAUAGCCGCCGCCACGUGUUCGGCAAACGAAUAAAGGCCACCCAGCGUUGUCAAUUAAGCUGCGGUUAACUGCAGCUUCUGGGAGGUAAAUUGCCUGCACACUUCCACUUCUGGGUGGUCUGCCUGUUACUUGGUUCAGUAAGCCCCAUUUACUGAACCAAGUGGGAAAUAGCCAGGCACAAAGAGUUUUAACCAGGUCUAGGGACACAGGGGUCCCCGUCUUAAAGGGGCAGUGUCCCAAACAAGUCUGGGGACACCGUCUUAAAGGGCAGUGUCCCAAUCUUCCUGAUGUCCCAAAAAGGUGUAUAAAGGGCCAGCACCAGUCCCAUAAAGAGUCCAUAAGCCACAAUAUGCCCACUGGCUGUCUUAAAGGGCCAUACACACCCAAUAAAAGUGCAUAUGUUUUCACAAUCUCCCAGGGGCCAUAGUCAUGUGGAAGGAGGCUGGCAAAUAGGCUUCUCCAAUGCAAUGUGGCGAGAUUGGUCUCGUCACAGUAAUAAUCCAUCUCAGUGUAUUAUAACUGCAGCUAUAAGGUUAUGGUGUAAGGAGGUCCCCUGUCUCCCCGCACACAGUGUAUUAUAACUGCAGCUAUAAGGUUAUGGUGUAAGGAGGUCCCCUGUCUCCCCGCACACAGUGUAUUAGAACUGCAGCUAUAAGGUUAUGGUGUAAGGAGGUCCCCUGUCUCCCCGCACACAGUGUAUUAGAACUGCAGCUAUAAGGUUAUGGUGUAAGGAGGUCCCCUGUCUCCCCGCACACAGUGUAUUAUAACUGCAGCUAUAAGGUUAUGGUGUAAGGAGGUCCCCUGUCUCCCCGCACACAGUGUAUUAGAACUGCAGCUGUAAGGUUAUGGUGUAAGGAGGUCCCCUGUCUCCACACACACAGCGUAUUAUAACUGCAGCUAUAAGGUUAUGGUGUAAGGAGGUCCUCUGUCAUUAAGAAACAUUGUGCACGUCCCGUUUUCUAGUCUGGAAUAUUAAUUGAUUGCUCUGAUGGUUUCCUGUUUGGUGUAGGACUUUUCUAUAAUCGAUGGGUUUUGAUAAUGGAAACACGAUUUCCUUGUUUCCUUCUAUUCCAGAUUCAUGCAAACUGUCGGAUUCGGAGGGUUUAUUUCUCAGAUCGCCUUUAUUCAGAAGAUGAGCUUCCUGCCGAGUUCAAACUGUACCUCCCUGUACAGAACAAGGCAAAGGUGAGUGCCGAAUAUUCCCCCACCUGCCUCUCUGAGACACUUCACCAGGAAUUCUUUACUGACAAUAACUUUCAGAUUUCAUGGAUCUCCUCUGCAGCCAUGUUUACCAUUUUCCUGUUCUUACUUUUCUAUUUGUGUUUGUUUUACAGCAAUGAAAAUCGUAAUCCAGCACUGAAGUCCUCCCCGCCGCCUGGGAUAGUGUUUUAUAAUAUAUAUAUAUUGGAAGAGCUCCCCCUCCUGUUUAUAAAUUAUGGAGAAUUCAAUCUUCAGACACUCUGGUACUCUCUGUUUUUGUAAUAAAUAAUCUUCCACCUGUUUUGUGUGUUUUGGCUCAUUAUUGACUUAAGA
Messenger RNA from Pelobates cultripes (western spadefoot toad), 30770 nucleotides. NCBI's taxonomy places the organism in Eukaryota, Metazoa, Chordata, Amphibia, Anura, Pelobatidae. The record is from the annotation of a GenBank genome assembly.